Rubroshorea leprosula is the source of this 747-nucleotide messenger RNA. The record is from the annotation of a GenBank genome assembly. NCBI's taxonomy places the organism in Eukaryota, Viridiplantae, Streptophyta, Magnoliopsida, Malvales, Dipterocarpaceae.
AGAGUUUGAAAGGUGAAUUAAAUUUAAAAUAAAAUUAAUUUAUAUUUAUUUUAAUUUUUGCGGGGAUGGGGAUCCCCGCAGGGCCAGACGGGGCAGGGAAAAUUCCUCGCGAAAUUUUGCGGGGGGAAAAUGCUCCCCAUCCCCGCUUCACGGGGAGGAAUAUUCCUCCUUGCCCGGUCCCCAUGACGGGGAUCCUCGUGGGGCUCCGCGGGGAUCGAGGGAAAUUGCCAUCCCUACCUAUCACUAUUGAUGGGAGUCAUUGCAUGCAUAUCUAAAUUUGGCUUGUUAUUCAUGUCAAAUUUGAAUAUUAAGAUAUAAUUUUUUUUUAACAUUGGGGUGAAAGUUGAUCCUCAUACCUGUCAAACUAUACAUAUAAGUCCUUUACAAAAGAGAUGUGAUCUUUAAGUCACCAGAACAUUGUCGAUGUUUUUGUUUUGAUUCAGUUCUAAAUAAAUAUAAAAUUACAUGUUGGAAGAAAUUACUAGACUUUUGAAUUUCUCAAACUUUAUUUGUUUGCUUAGAAAAUCAAAGAGUUUGAAAAUUAGUAGAAAGCUUGUAUAACUUUCUUUUGUAAAUUUUGGUUGAUUCAUUUGCCAUCUAAACCCAAUUGAGGAGAAAACCUACAAUUUUGUUCAAUUAUUUCUACUUUUAGUUUCUUAGCAACCAACCAUUGCUUGAAGAUGGACAUGGGGCGAAGUUAGAGAAAGGAGAGAGAAACUAUUGUAGAAAUAAAAGGGGAAACUAGAA